Venustampulla echinocandica is the source of this 1575-nucleotide messenger RNA. RefSeq names its product General substrate transporter. The transcript has 5 exons. Bases 1 to 1575 code for a protein of 524 amino acids. Gene Ontology annotation, biological process: carbohydrate transport; transmembrane transport. Gene Ontology annotation, molecular function: carbohydrate:proton symporter activity. Gene Ontology annotation, cellular component: membrane. The record is from RefSeq and is a predicted model, not a curated record. Lineage: Eukaryota; Fungi; Ascomycota; Leotiomycetes; Helotiales; Pleuroascaceae.
AUGGACUCGGAAAAAGAUGCUCCGGUGCCCGCCCAUCAGGAGGAAGUCGAGGUGCAAGUCGCCGUCCAAGUGAACAAAGAGGAUCAUGAGAUGUCCAAAUGGCAGGUCAUUAGGCGCUACCCACAGCCUUUUUUCUGGUCUGUCUACGCCAUUUGGACUAUCCUCCUUGUGAGUUUCGAUAAUCAAGCGUCGGGGAUCGUCUUUGGGAUCCCCCAAUUUCGAAAGGACUUCGGCUACUAUUACGACGGGAACUACGUCCUGGACGCAAAGUGGCAGUCUGCCUUUAGUGGUGCACCCUUGGCAUCGAAUCUCGUAAGCUCCCUUAUUGCUGGUCAAGUCUCGGACAAAAUUGGCCGACGAUACACUAUUGUGAUUGCCCUGAUCAUCUCAUUUGCUGCGGUCACCUUAGAGGUGGUCGCCGAUACGAACGAACUGUUCUUCGGAGGCAAGUUAUUAAAUGGUUUUGCAACCGGCACUCUGGCAUCUGUCUGCAUAACUUACAUUGGAGAGAUCAGCCCGCUCGCUUUACGCGGUUUGCUGACAUGCAUGAGCGCGCUCUCUUACACCCUUGGUCCUCUUAUCGUGGCGUUUAUUAUCAAUACCACGGGAACGUACACGAAUCAUUGGGCAUACCGAUCCCUCUUCUGUGCGCAAUACGGCUUUUCUGUCGUCUCUUUCAUCCUUGUCUGGUUUAUGCCCGAGUCACCCUGGUGGUUAGCAUCUAGAGACCGCGAUGAUAAGGCUCUCAAGAGUUUACAACGUCUUGGCUAUCGUGGGGGGGAAGAUAGCAGGCGUCUCUCUCUUAUCAAGCUCACAUUGGAGGAGAUUCGCCGAGAAACAGAGAGUGUGAGUUAUUUUGAGUGCUUCAGGAACUCGAACCUGCGUCGCACCAUCAUCUCCAUUGCACCACUCUCGAUUCAGUCUCUAGCUGGAGUGGUUUUCGUGGCGUCAUAUACGAUCUACUACAUUCAACUUGGGGGUUUCAGUGAUUCCAUGUCCUUCAAACUUCAGAUCACCCAACAGGUUUGUUCCACGAUUGGGAAUAUCAUGUCAUGGUUCGUGAUCGACUCGGUAGGACGACGUAACCUGACACUCUGGGGUUCGAUCAGCCUCAUGGUUAUUCUCAUGGUGUGUGGUGGCUGUGCAGCUGUGGGGAGUGUCGGUACUACCAAGGCCGCGGUUGCCUUGCUUCUUUUAUACUGCUGGCUUUAUAAUCUUACGAUCGGUGCUACUGCCUUCACCAUACUGUGUGAAGUUCCCACGUCGCGUCUACGUGUGAAGACUAUUGCAAUUGGGAUAUCCCUUCAAAACUGCCUAAACCUUAUGUGGUCAUUUGUUAUGCCCUACUUAUUCAACCCAGACAAGGCUAAUCUUGGUGCGAAGGUUACAUUCAUAUUUGGCGGUCUCUCUGUCUUCUGUGUCAUCUAUCUCUGGGUGUAUCAGCCUGAGACUUCCCACCGAUCAUACGAGGAACUCGACGAGAUGUUCAUGGAUAAAAUUCCAGCUAGGAAGUUCAAGGGAUAUAUGACCCACGUAGAGAUGAGAGGUGAAAUAGGGAAAGAAGUGGGUUCGUAA